Jaculus jaculus (lesser Egyptian jerboa) is the source of this 2130-nucleotide messenger RNA. RefSeq names its product leucine rich repeat containing 17 (gene Lrrc17). NCBI's taxonomy places the organism in Eukaryota, Metazoa, Chordata, Mammalia, Rodentia, Dipodidae. The transcript has 4 exons. Gene Ontology annotation, cellular component: plasma membrane. The coding region runs from base 305 to 1642 and encodes 445 amino acids. The record is from RefSeq and is a predicted model, not a curated record. Gene Ontology annotation, molecular function: protein binding.
GCAGAGUGUGCUGCUCUGCGCGCAGCAUUAGGGCAACACGAGCGCUGGUUGCAGCUGGCUCUCCGGAGGACGCCCGCUGCAGGACAGGGAACAUUCAGAGGCCAACCUGGGUGCAGCCGGAGAGGUCCAGAUAGAUGAGCUUGUGGCAUCCUUUCCCCAAGUUCAGGGACUCCUCCUCGUACCCCAGCUGGGUCUACUGGUUCCCGAACCGCAUUAGUUAAGAGCACCCAGACUUAGAUUGCAAAGGAAUAUUGUCUUUGUCCCAUCUGUCCCGCCGAGGAGCUGGGGCCAGCCGGACGCCGGGAUGCGCGCGGUGGCCAUCGCGAUCCUGCUCUGCCUGUGCAGCGCCGCCGAGCCGCGCAGGGCGAGCCCGGGCCCGGGCGCCGCGAGAAGCCGGGCGCACCCGGGCAGAGGCCGGGCCGGCGCGGGCCGCGCGGGCUCCAGGCCGGUCAAGCGCUAUGCGCCUGGGCUCCCCUGCGACGUGUACACCUAUCUGCACGAGAAGUACCUGGACUGCCAAGAAAGGAAGCUAGUUUACGUGUUACCUGACUGGCCUCAGGACCUGCUGCACAUGCUGCUGGCGAGAAACAAGAUCCGUGUGUUAAAGAGCAACAUGUUUGCCAAGUUCAGAAGGCUGAAAAGCCUGGACCUGCAGCAGAAUGAGAUCGCCAAGGUGGAGAGCGGGGCGUUCUUCGGUUUGGACAAGCUCACCACCCUUCUGCUCCAGCACAACCAGAUCAAGGUGCUGACGGAGGAGGUGUUCAUCUACACGCCGCUUCUGAGCUACCUGCGGCUCUACGACAACCCCUGGCACUGCACCUGCCAGCUGGAAACGCUCGUGGCCAUGCUGCAGAUCCCGAGGAACCGAAAUUUGGGGAACUAUGCCAAGUGCGAAAGCCCGCGAGGUCUAAGAAACAAAAAACUGCUGGAGCUAAAAUCCGAAGAGCUAUGUGAUGACGAAGAGAAGGAUCGGCUGGACCCCAGACCGCAGGUGUCAGGGAGACCCCCGCUCAUCAGGCCCGAGGCCGACUCCACCCUGUGCCACAACUACGUGUUUCCCAUACAAACGCUGGACUGCAAGAGGAAAGAGUUGAAGAAAGUUCCAAACAACAUCCCUCCGGACAUUGUUAAGCUGGACUUGUCACACAACAAAAUCAGCCAACUUCGACCCAAGGAAUUUGAAGAUGUUCAUGAACUAAAGAAAUUAAACCUCAGCAGCAAUGGUAUUGAAUUCAUAGAUCCUGCUGCCUUUUUAGGACUCACCCAUCUCGAAGAGCUAGAUUUAUCAAAUAACAAUCUUCAAAACUUUGAUUAUGGAGUAUUGGAAGACCUGUAUUUUCUGAAACUUCUGUGGCUCAGAGAUAACCCUUGGCGAUGCGACUACAGCAUCCACUACCUCUAUUACUGGCUAAAGCACCACUACAAUGCCCACUAUAAUGGCCUGGAAUGCAAAAUGCCUGAAGAGUACAAAGGGUGGUCUGUGGGGAAAUAUGUGAGAAGUUACUAUGAAGAAUGCCCUAAAGACAAGUUACCUGAAUCCCCCGAAACAUUUGACCAGGACGCAGAAGAUGACGAGUGGGAAAAAAUUCACAGGGAUCACACACCAAAGAAGCAGCGUGUAAGAGUCACCAUUGUGGGAUAGCUUAGGAACUGGUCCUGUUGUAACUAGUUUGUGUAUUUUCUAUACUGGUCUCAGAAAGUCAUGUUUACAUUUUUUGAUAAAUUGCAUUGCUUAUUUAUACAGGGUCAUCUAGCUACCAGAAUCUUUAAUAAUUUUGUAAAGAUUAUUAUUUUGUGACAAUUUUGGUAAUAAAGAGAAUUCUCUUUCCUGCUUGCCUACAAUCCCUCUGUGGACAGCCUCUGACGAUCCGCAACUCCACAGUGGGCUAGGCAUGAUGGUGCAUGCCUGUAAUCACAGCACUUCGGAGGGUGAUGCAAGAAGGUCAUGAGUUCCAGGUGAGCCUGGAAGACACUGCUCAAAAUACGCAAAACCAAGCUGUCCCACACUGAUAUUCUGCAGGGGCUGGAUCCUAAUCAUGGCUUUAGAGUUUUGUAGUGUCCUGUGUAUAUUUUCACUGCUUUUUUUUUAAAAAUAAAAUAAAAAUUUGGUAUGUUUUUAUAUGCCUUAAA